GGCCGGUCGGCCAUCGAGCAGUGAAUAACGUCUUUCCACGACUGCCGUAUCUCAACUGUGUAUUAAUACAGCAAUAGUCUACAUGCACAGAUUUUAUGUAUUCCACUCCUUCACGAACUUCCCGUGGCAUCAGAUGGCAGCUGCAGCACUUUUUUUGGCUGCGAAAGUCGAAGAACAACCUAGAAAAUUAGAGUACGUUAUUCGAGUAGCGAAUAUCUGCAAAAAUCCCAGAGAUAAAAGUUUUGAUAUUAAUUCUGAAAGAUAUAUAACCCAAUCACAAGACUUAGUUUUAAAUGAAAAUGUUCUACUUCAAACACUUGGCUUUGAUGUUGCCAUAGACCAUCCACAUACUUACGUUAUAAGGUGUUGUCAUUUAGUUAGAGCGAGUGAAGAUUUAGCACAAACUUCGUAUUUUAUGGCUAGUAAUAGGGAAGUUUAAUACGUAACUUAAAAUAUGUAUGACUUUAACAAUGUUUUUAUUUUUAGUUUAAACUUUACAACAAUGUGUAUCCAAUACAAGCCUACUGUAGUGGCAUGUUUUUGUAUAUUGUUAGCGUGUAAGUGGUCAAAUUGGAAAAUACCAUUAUCAAACGAGAAGAAGGAAUGGUACACUUAUGUUGACCAAACUGUAACUGCUGAACUUUUGCAGCAACUGACUAGUGAAUUUUUAGUUAUUUUUGAAAAUUGUGCUUCGAGAUUGAAGGAGAAAAUUAUGGCUAAACAAGAAAGUUCCAGUAGUCCAUUUGAACAAGAAAAGAAACCAGAAAAUAGUUCAAGAACUUUAGAAUUCAAAGGUGUUACCCCCAAGCAGCAACAGUUUAAUGGUAACCCAAAUGGAUCUUAUAAUAAACCCCAAGAAACUGAUGUUAAAAUAAAGACUGAACCUAUUCAUAUAAAAGAGGAAAUUCCUACUCCCCUUGUCAUCAAGCGACCUAGUUUAUUUUCACCUGAACAAACACCGCAGCAUCCUCAACUUCCAAUUAUCAAAACUGAACCUGCAUUACCAUCUCUAACCACUUUGACUGCAUUAUCUCCAAUCAAUUCUCCUCCAAGUGUACCAUGUACAAGAAAUAGAAAUUACUCUAGUGGGUCAGAACCAGAAACCAACCCCACCCUGAUAAGCAACCUUUUAAAAGAGGUUGCUACCACUUCCCACCUCCCAGGUGUAGCAACUACCUCAAUAAAACAAGAAGUUGUUCAGAAUACGACCGUUGCGAAUUCGUUACCUGAACAAACGAUAGAAAAAGAACACCGCCACAAGAGUAAAAAGAAGAAGGAAAAACACAGGCAUAAGGACAGGAGCAAAAGGGAAGAAAAGGAGAAGAAGAAAAAGCACAAGCACAAAGACCGGGAGAAGCACAAGCAUAGAGAAAGGAAGGCCGAGGCUCAACCGUUGCCGAUGAUGAGCGAGCCGAUUAAGAUCAUAAUUCAGAAGGACAAGAUUCAGCCGUUGAAUCAGCUCAAAAUUAAGAUUCCUAAAGAUAAAAUUAAGACUGAGGGUAUAGUGGAGCCAAUGACUUUGUCACAUGUUAGUUCAGGAGGUUUAAAAAUAAAAAUUCCUAAGGAUAAAAUCAACAACUGCAAUACAAGCAGUCUCAAUUCCUUGGACGUUUCAAUUAGUAACGGUAGCCGUAAAAGAGACAGAGAGCGAUCCUCUCCUACCAAUUGUACUCCGACUCCACCUUUGAAGAUUUCCAAAUCGAGUUACAAAGAAUUUAAACAGAAUGGCCGAUAUUCUUACAGUAAGUUCUGCCGAUUCUGGCCCCCAUGCGCGAAUUACCUUGCGCAAAAGCUCAAACAGUGUGCCAAUUCGCCCCUAUGAUUCGGACACUCUCCUUUAUGUAUUAUAUUUCUCUAUGGUCUGCCCACAAGACUUGUAUCAUCAAGCGAAAGCUUGCGAAAAAACUCAAACAAAACAGACCGAUUCCACAAUGGGUGAGGAUGAGGACUGGAAACACAAUCAGAUACAACGCCAAGAGGCGUCACUGGCGUAGAACUAAGCUCAAGCUCUGAGAAGCUUUAGUUUUUGAUUAAGGACUUUCAAUAAAAUAUUUUAAAAAAUUACCAAAAUUGUAGUUUCAAUUACUCCCGC
Ceutorhynchus assimilis (cabbage seed weevil) is the source of this 2092-nucleotide messenger RNA. The record is from the annotation of a GenBank genome assembly. Lineage: Eukaryota; Metazoa; Arthropoda; Insecta; Coleoptera; Curculionidae.